UCGGCGACGUUAGUAACAAGAGAUUCCAACUGCGUGAACGUUAGCUUUCAAUGAGGCCUACAAUGAAAGAGCGUACAGUCAUGGUCACACUAAUACUAGUUACGAGCCCGUCCAGAGGAUCAGCAGCCGAUGAGGUGGGAGCACCACAGAAAAAGGCGAGAAUAGAGAAGAGAAUGAAACUGAACAACAUUGGAACAGUUGAGAGAUAUUCGUGUCGGACACAUCGAGUUUAUAGGCAGAAAAAGAGCUCGCACAAUGGAGAAAAAAAAGAACGGGUGCCGAGCCGUGUAUAAUUUUCCGAGAACACUAGGAAUACUGUACGGCCAUAGGAAACCGAUGAAUUCCAUGCCUACUGGGGGCUCGUAAGGACAGAGAAUUCGUCAAAGAAAACAGUAUAUGUCGCUAAAAGUUGUCCUAUGACAAAGUGAAGCAUGAGGUUGUGGAGAC
Messenger RNA from Desarmillaria tabescens, 447 nucleotides. RefSeq lists its product as uncharacterized. The transcript has 2 exons. Lineage: Eukaryota; Fungi; Basidiomycota; Agaricomycetes; Agaricales; Physalacriaceae. Bases 51 to 293 code for a protein of 80 amino acids. The record is from RefSeq and is a predicted model, not a curated record.